Molecule: messenger RNA, 1260 nt
Organism: Scatophagus argus
Lineage: Eukaryota; Metazoa; Chordata; Actinopteri; Scatophagidae
Gene: tmem235b
Product: transmembrane protein 235b
Exons: 4
Coding region: 333-959 (208 amino acids)
Cellular component (GO): apical plasma membrane
Source: RefSeq, a predicted model, not a curated record
CAAUAACAUCGUCUCUCUCCUUGUAGUGCUUGAAAUUGUGCGCCUCCCGAACAAACUGAAGCCCCUCCCAGACAGGAGGCGCUGUUGUUGGACUCUUCAGACUGUGAUCAUCUUCGCAGCUUUGUCACUUGAAUAAUUCAGUCAGGGAUAAGUUGAUCUCCAAGUACACAGUGUCGAUUUUAAUUGCUGCCUUCACGGGAAAGCUCAACGCCGUCACACUGCAAAGAGCGUUUCUAUGUUUGAAAGACUGGAUCAGCAGUAGAAAAAUCCGCGACGCGCCUUGACUUGAAGUCCUCACUGUUAGGCGCAAAACCAACCCUCACCUGUACAGGAUGAAGGUAACCUUUGGCUCCCUGGUGAUUUCAGCCGGCGUCUGCGGCAUCCUCAGCUUCGCAUUUCUGGCGACUUCUCUCGGCACCGAUUACUGGUACAUCAUAGAGACGAAUCCUUCGAACAUGAGCGACUUGGAGGACAUGAGUUCCCAUUCGGGACUGUGGAGCAUCAACGAAGGUGGGAAGAUGCACGCAGACUCUAUUGACUCUUUCGCAGCUGACUACUCCAGGUACUCUGAGACUGAGCUGCACAUGCUGAACAUGCACAGCGCCAUAGUGGUGCUGCUUCCCCUCAGCCUGGUCCUGUUGCUGUUUGGUGGCAUCUGUGGAUUGGUCAGCUCCCUGGCUCAGAGCCCUGUCCUCCUCACUGGCACGGCCUCCUACUUCUUCGUCUGCAGUCUGCUGACCCUGUCCGGUGUGAGCCUCUACAUCAUUUACUCAAACCAGGCCCUUGCUGAGACGGAGAGACUGGUGGGAAAGGAGGGUCUGGCCUUUGUUCACACAUCCUUCGGCUGGUCUCUAGGUCUAGCCUGGCUCUCCUACGGCCUGGAGCUCCUCGCUGGCGUACUGCUGCUUUCAGCUGCUCGUAUGGUCAAGCGGCAGCACAGCAGUCCCACCAUGGCCUGACAUAAAUCUCCACAGUAGAUCCAGCACUUUCAGGUUGAGAACUGGACUGUAUGGAACUGUAAGUGUUGCAGCCAUGUGAUCCAGCAUUAGCACUAGAUAAUAAACAAUAGCUGGAAAGCACUGAGGCUUUGACAAAAUACAAAAAUUAAACUGCUGGACUGUUUCAAAAGAGUGGUUUAUAGGUUUACCAUCCUUUAAUCCCCCUCAGAUUGUAGAAGAUUGCUGCGCUGAUCAUCGAGUUAAAUUUGACCAAAUUGCGCCCUCUUGUGGUAAGAAUUGAAGUGGCUUUUGUGAUUUAGUC